Molecule: messenger RNA, 1942 nt
Organism: Brassicogethes aeneus
Lineage: Eukaryota; Metazoa; Arthropoda; Insecta; Coleoptera; Nitidulidae
Source: the annotation of a GenBank genome assembly
ACCUGGUUAUAUUUCAUAGCAUUAGUGCACAUUAACUUAAAAUCCUCAAUAAAUUCAUUCAAAUAAGUGUAUUCGUUUUCUUCAAUUUUUGAUCUCAUAGUACUAAAAUCCAUGGGUUGUGUGAUUAUGGUGGAAUACCCAGGGGCAAUAUUAUCGGUCACAGGCCAGGCAAAGAAUUGUUGCGGGUCUUUUUUUUCCAGUAAGCCGAGCAAAUGUUCCAAGCCCUUUGAUAGGGGGGGUGCGUUCGUGGAUUUUUUUUUAUAACGCAUGUGCGUAAUUCGCGAUCUCUGCUAGGCGAUAGUGGUUGAGUGUAUUGUGGGCAAGGAAGAUCGUCUAAAAGUGUAAUUGAAGUGUAAAUGAAUUUGUGAAGGUUUUUUUAUGUAAAAUAAUGUUACCUGUAUUGGUUCCGACGCUAAUUUCGAACUCAGACUCAUCCUUUUUGCGUUUUUUAUCCCUGUGGUGGUGUUUAUGCUUUUUUUCUCGAUCCUUAUUUUUAUCCUUUUUCUUCUUCUUUUUUUUACUCUUUUUGUGAUGCGACUUCCCCAUACCAUAAUAUUCAUCACCUUUAUCAACCUCCAUACCCUCACCUUCACCCCCCAUCUGCAUAUUCUGCAUAAACUCAGUAUUAUGCUCGGGGGUAUUCUGACUACCCACUUUCAGUAUUAACUUCAAACCACCUGCUCUAUCCGACGAAUCGUGCCGAUCUUUACGGUCACUUUUAUGCUUUUUGUGCUUUUUCACUGAAGAAUGCGUGGGAGAAGACAUAAUUAGUAAAAUACAAUUAAAUAUAUAUCGAAUUGAGGUUAUGUUUUGUUUGGCAUCCCGCUAACUUCACCGUUAUAACGCUAGAGGGCGCUGUCAAGUUGGUCAUUAGAACUACGACGAAAAACUAAUUUUGGCGUAAUUAACAAUGUUUUGUGGAUAAAUAUAUAAUAUUAUGCGUAUAUAAUGAUUUAUUUAAAUAAACUAAAGUAUAUUUGACGCUAAUAAACGUUUAGUUUGCAUUAUUUUUAACCUAACCUAUACUGACAAUCAAGGACACACCUGUCAAAAGUAUUUUUGUGUAUUUGUCAUAGUUAAAUUAACAAAAUGUCCUUUGAAAUGCUGCAGCAAGACUGCAAAAGGGCAGUUAACGACCUUAAAACACUAUCGAACUCGGAACUGGACGAAAUUAUGAAUGAUGAUGAAAAAAUUGGUAACCUAUUCACAAGCCUCGAUCAGUGUUACUUGACGAAAAUGGAGCAAAUUAAGGAAGAUACUAUAGCUACGAAUAAUUCCAUGGCUGAAUAUAAUUUAUCUAAAGAACCAGACUUGGUCGAGGGUAGGGAGAGAAUUCAGAGGGUUUCUGAAGAAGGGGAGCAAUUAACAAAGAGGGUUAAGGAAAAAAGUGAUGAAUUAAGGACAAAAACUGGAGAUAUGUCUCUUGAAACAGCUCUAGCUCUUCUGCAAACUGCCGCUAGCGAAAUGGAGGAAGAAUCCGACAAAAUAGCAAGAAAAUUUCUUGACAGUGAAGUCGAGUUAGAUGAUUAUCUCGAUCAGUUUUUACUUAAACGUAAAAUAAUGCAUUUGAGGCUUGUUAAAGCAGAAAAAUUAUCUAAAAUAUUAACUGGGGGCGUUUCUAAUUAUGUCAACGCCCCCCCACUUAAUAUUAACUCCGCUUACUUUCCGGGGGUACCUACAAAUAACCCCCCUUAUCCCAUAGGAAAUUCUGUACCGUACCCCACUGGGCCCUUAAAUAUGCCCAUGCCUGGGAUGAAUUAUUUCCAAAAUCAUUAUUAAUAAAAAAAAAUUAUUAAUUUUACUGUCAUGAUCAAUUUAGAUCUUAGUUUAGAUCUACAGCAUAUUUUUAGGUUAUUAUAAGAAAUUACCAUAAUUUCAAGAAAUAUAAUUUUAUUGUGAUAAUUUAACUAUAUAGGUAGGUAUAUACAAAAUAUAAAAUGCC